Ipomoea triloba (trilobed morning glory) is the source of this 1113-nucleotide messenger RNA. RefSeq lists its product as uncharacterized. The record is from RefSeq and is a predicted model, not a curated record. The coding region runs from base 1 to 1113 and encodes 370 amino acids. The transcript is spliced from 2 exons. NCBI's taxonomy places the organism in Eukaryota, Viridiplantae, Streptophyta, Magnoliopsida, Solanales, Convolvulaceae.
AUGGACCACCCCGGUCAAAGAAGUGAUACGAGAGAGUUAGAUGAGAGGCUAUCCAAGGUGAUCCUAGAGCUUAAGAAUGAUCGAGUUCUUCUCAAGCAAGAGAUAACUCAAGAUCUUCGACAAGAGAUAGCGACAAUGCGCCAAGAAUCAAAAUCUACAAAGAAAAACAUAAAAACACAAGUGGUGCAAAUGUUUCGGAUGAAGUCCGAAAGACAAUGGGGUGCAUUGCCGAGCAAAACGGAGAAUAACUCAAAAGAGAGGGUUAAUGCCAUCUCGGUCAAAAAGGAGAGCCUUGGGAGGAAAGAUGCCAUGGAUUGGUUGUGUGAGGGGUCCAAUCCUUGUGAUGUGAAUGUUAAGGAGGUUGAGGAGACCACCUCUUGUGGUUUCCUAGAGAAGGGAGAUGAGAAGACCACCUCUUGGGGUCAAGUGUUCCAAGCUACGGAGACCACCUCUUGUGGUCUUGAAAGCAAAAAGAAGGGGGGGAUCACCUCUCGUGAUCUCAAGGCUAAAAAGAAUGAGAAGCGAAAAUUGUUGGAAAAUGAUGAGGAAAUUGAGGAGUAUGCAUGUGUAGGUAAAGAGAUUUCGGCUUUGAUCUCUACGGGGUGCCCCAUCAAAAAGGGUGACCCUGGAGCUUUUGUUGUUCUAUGUGCCAUCAAGGAUAUGGAAUUCAACAAGGCUCUAGCCGAUCUCAGAGCCUCAAUCAAUCUAAUGUCAACUUGUGUCUUUGAUGAAUUGAAAUUGCCUUACUUGAACCCGACUCGACUCACACUUCGUUUAGCCGAUGGGACUAUCUGGUAUCCCAAGGGCAUAGAAGAGGAUGUCUUGGUAAAAGUCAGUGAAUUUGUGGUGCCUGUUGAUUUUGUAGUAUGUGACAUGGGCAAUGUGGAUUCAAUUGGCCCAUUGAUUCUUGGGAGGCCAUUUUUGGUUAUGUGUCGUGCCAUCAUUGAUGUUGGCACGGGCGAAAUCACUCUCCGGUUUGAUGUGAAUAAAGCUAAGGUCGACAUGGCUACAAGUGCGAAAGAUGGGGUGUGCAAUUCAAAGCAAUUGGUUAAGGUGAAAAUUGAAACCAAGCCUAUAUGGGAAAUAGAGAAAAUGGUUUUGAAAAACACUUGA